Messenger RNA from Onychostruthus taczanowskii (white-rumped snowfinch), 4195 nucleotides. It is a transcript of the gene UBE2W, whose product is annotated as ubiquitin conjugating enzyme E2 W. The transcript is spliced from 6 exons. Lineage: Eukaryota; Metazoa; Chordata; Aves; Passeriformes; Passeridae. The record is from RefSeq and is a predicted model, not a curated record. The coding region runs from base 859 to 1314 and encodes 151 amino acids.
CUGUUUAUUUUCACCUACACAGAUAUGGCAAUCAUCUGGUGCAAAAGACAGGGAUUAUUCCAGUCCAGGAAAGGAAAACGUAGAAUCCAGAAAUGCUCUGACUUAAAAUAGGCCCACGUUCAUUUGGACUCGUACACCACCAGAGACCAGUGCAGGAAAAUCAGAUGACCCGUGGCAGAGCAGCACCCGGGGAAGUGCACACAGGGACAGCCAGGGAGCUAGUGACAGCACAUGGAGUAAUGGGACACACUGGAAGAAGAGGGAUCUGGGUUGGAUAUCAGGAAGAAAUUCUUUACUGUGAGGGCGGUGAGGCACUGGAAGAGGUUUGCGGAUGCCCCAUCCCUGGCAUCGAAGCCGGGCUGGAAGCGGCUCUGGGCAGCCCGGCCUGGCGGCUCCCUGCCCAUGGCGGGAGUGUCGGAUCUGGAUGAUCUUCAAAUUCCCUUCCCACUCCUCAACAUUCUGUGGUUCUAAGAUUGUACGGCCCUCCCACUAGGGCACACCAGGCGUGAGGGGAGCCCGGAGAAACCCACAAAACGGAGAGGCGCGGUCCGCAUUAACUGAGUCACUUAAACACCCUGCACGUGCAGCUCUAAAAACCUUCACAAACUGAAGCCGGCUGGGGACCAGCCCCGUCCCGGGUGGCGGUGACGGACAUCGCGGGGAGAGCGGGGUAAAGGCAGCGCCGCGGGACCAGCGGCUCACAAACAAACAGCGCCCGCCCGCACUGCCCUCGCCCCGCCCAAGCUCCGCGCACGCGCAGCGGCUCAACGGGCGGGCACCUCCACGUGACCGGGGAGCGCGCGGGGCGGGGCCGCCCCGGCGGCGGCGCAGAGGGGAGGGGGAGGAGGCGGAUCCAUCAUGGCGUCGAUGCAGAAACGAUUACAAAAAGAACUAUUGGCAUUUCAAAAUGAUCCACCUCCAGGAAUGACUCUAGAUGAAAAGAGUGUACAAAAUUCAAUUACACAGUGGAUUGUAGACAUGGAAGGUGCUCCAGGAACACUCUAUGAAGGGGAAAAAUUUCAGCUUUUAUUUAAGUUUAGUAGUCGGUAUCCUUUUGAUUCGCCUCAGGUCAUGUUUACUGGAGACAAUAUCCCUGUUCAUCCUCAUGUUUAUAGCAAUGGUCAUAUCUGUUUAUCCAUUCUAACGGAAGACUGGUCUCCAGCCCUCUCAGUGCAAUCUGUUUGUCUUAGCAUUAUUAGCAUGCUUUCCAGCUGCAAAGAAAAGAGGCGACCUCCAGAUAACUCAUUUUAUGUAAGAACAUGUAACAAGAAUCCAAAGAAAACAAAAUGGUGGUAUCAUGAUGACACAUGUUGAUGCCACCAUUUUGUGAUCCUCGUAGCAGAAGAUAGUCCUACUGAGAAAAUGAGCACUUUGAUCAUUCAGUCUUUGAACUUUAACCUUUGACUGGAAGUGACCUAUAGGCAAUGAAGACUACUUCCUUUGACUGCAUUUUUACUAGUGUGCAUUCUGGGCGCAUGUUGAUCGCUGGUUCAGUCCAUGCAACUGACAUGCUUUUAUUAGUCAUACAGUAUUAAUGCAGGUGUCCAGAAAUGUCAGAAUAAUUCCAUUAUUUUUAUUUUAAGCUUUUGGAAGAAUUCCAGGUCUUCAUAUAUUGUGCAAUAACACUGAGCUCCUUGGCGGUUUUGGUGCAUCCAUUGCCGGCAAUGGACAUUGUACCAGGGAAAGGUUUUGCUCCUGCCACAAAAAUGAUUGACACAUGACUGAGCUUAUAUGAAAGUUUUGGAUAUAUUUGGAAUAUAAGCAAGGGAUUGACAAUUACCUGAAAUCCAGCCCAUUCUUUUAUAUUUGGAUUCUAUGCACUGUGACCACAAAACUAGCAGCAUGAGUUAACAUGCCUACCUGAAGGACUGUAAUAAGAUCAUUACGUAUUUAUUAAAUUGUUUAUCUGCUGUCAAAUUGUUUUGACAUGGGCGGUUUUUCAAGUGACAUUGGCAGAGAGGUACAAUGUUAUCCCUAUGGUGAAAUAAAACUACUUUUUGUAUAUAGUUAUUCAUAUCUCUGAAGCAAAGGUAUGAGUAAUUUAGGGUAUGAGUGAUUUAAACAAGAAUUUAUUUUGGAGAUAGAGGAUGGCAGUGAUAUAACUGAACUUGCUGCAGUCCGUAAUUGGGCUUGUAAUUUGUACUUUAGAGCUUUUUCCAAAUAGAUUGCACACUGUUAUUUCCUGCUAGCCAUCAGCAUGAGCCCUACUGCCUACACCAAUAUUUCAUUUAUUUAUGUGUUCAAAAGCAAUCCAUAUAACAUUUUUUGUUUGCAUUCACUGUUUCUUUUGUGUUGUAUGUCAUGUUUGAAUGUUACAAAACAAUAUUUUGAUUGAAAAGCUUUGUCAGAAGAUAUUUUCAUGUAAAUUAUUUCUUUAUCUUGUAAGCAUCAUCUUGUCUUUUAAUCCUGUAUUAUAAAAAGAAAAAAAAAUACAUUUUUGACAGAGGCUUAAAGUUUUCACAAAAAAGUGUGGACCUUCUUAUUUAAGUUUAGACUAAAGUAUAUUUUCUUAACUUGCUUGUCCCACAUAGCCGUGCCAAUUUUUCCUGGCUUUUCUUCACCAAAAAAAGGGGGAAAAGCCUAAAAUCGGACAUUUUUCUGUUGAGCAACAUUUACUGAAAUGACGGUUGUUCUCAGCACUCUGUAAUAUUUUGAUACUGCAAUUAGGUUGUCUUUUUAGGAAGCACUUUUAUAAACUAAAUACCUUUACACAUAUGCAAAAUUUCUAUAAUUUUUUUUACUGUUGCCUUAUUGUUGCACUCAAAAAAAAAAAUCAAGCAAUUAAUGCAUGAAUGUCUAAAUCAAGUAAUAGCUUGAUGUAAAAACAAACAAAAGCAAAAAAAAAAAAUCCCUAAACCAAAUCCACAAUGACUAACUACAAUAAAAACCAGAAAAUUGGCUAAAAAGACUGAUUUUUUUUUAAUCUGCUGUAUGAUAACUGAUGUUUUAUAGCCUUGUACAUACUUCUCUGUUACCUAUUAUUUAAAACAUUUAAAAAAAAGUAUAGAUGCUUAACUCAGGGUGGAUAGAGUUUAGAUGGAUUUGCUUCAGAGAAGUAUUUUGUACAGCAUCAGAACCGUAGAUACUGGCAGUGAAGUGAGGCUACAAUAUACUUCAGGAACUGCUUUUUUUUUUCCUCUUGUACUGAAAAUAUCUCUUGGCCUUUAAAACUCAAUGGUAAAAUCUAGUUUUGGAUAUAAAUUUGAUGUGUGUAUAUAUUUUCACAAUGAGCCUUGGAAACAUUGAAUUAAUUUUCUUUUAAAAGCCAAAAAAAUAGUUUUAAACAAAAGAAGUACUUAUGCUCUAAACUUUUUGUUUAGCAAAAUUUUGUUGUUGUGAGAUCAUCAAACUGGUUAGUUUCAGAAAUGGUUCAUGUGAACGAGCAGUAAUCUGAUACUUAAUCUGUAUCAUCUUGUUCACUGCUCUGUAUGAAAUGAAACAGUUGAGAAAUUAAUGUAUGACUCGUUUAUAUAGUGGAUCCUAUCAAAAUAGUCCACAGGAAGGAGACCUUAAUGUGACCAGGUAAUGUCUGAAGAAAUGGCUUAAGUAUAUCUCAAAUUUAGUUAUCUUUUCAUAUAUAGUGGCUUGGGAAAUGACAAUACAUGGUUUCAGAGAAGCUUCAUGACAUACCAUAUGUAUUUUGUUGAAGAUGGGUGUUGUAGUGCAAAGCAUUAUGCAUUUUAUUGACCUGUGCUGUCACAUGGACUAUAGUGAAGUUAAAUAAUCAGAUUUAUGCUGCUCUUUAAUAAACUCCCACCCCCUAUAUCUUAGAUCAAGAAAAUGCAAGGUAGAUUAGAAGUGAGUGUACCUCAGGUCUUACAGUUUACAGCAGAAAUGCCUCAUUGGUUCUCUUUUAGAUCUGUGGGUAAGUUCACCUAUAUGGAGAGGGCCAAGACAAAGCUUAUAUACCACUCAAGCCCUCAAGAUAAUGCAACUAUUCUGACAAUGCUAUGAUGUCCUGAAAAAGGGCUUCAAUUAAAUGGAGGUGGUGCCAUCCUUUCCCGAGGGUGACCCUGUGUAUGUAACUUUCUUUCACUUGGAAUUUCUCACAUGGAAUAGUUACAGAAUUGGCUUGAAACUAUCUUGCUUUUAUUUUGUGUCAAUAUUCAUGUUGUUAAACACUUUGUUUUGUGUUUAGUGUCUUUAUACUAUAACACAAUAAAUUCUUGUUUUAAAAUAGAUUACUACCCUUGAA